This is a messenger RNA of Vicia villosa (hairy vetch), 1126 nucleotides long. RefSeq lists its product as uncharacterized. The record is from RefSeq and is a predicted model, not a curated record. The transcript has 7 exons. NCBI's taxonomy places the organism in Eukaryota, Viridiplantae, Streptophyta, Magnoliopsida, Fabales, Fabaceae. The coding region runs from base 1 to 1017 and encodes 338 amino acids. Gene Ontology annotation, molecular function: DNA binding. Gene Ontology annotation, biological process: regulation of DNA-templated transcription.
AUGGCUACUAAAAAAGUUAAAAUUGCACGAUUUCUGUUGCCGCAACCUCACCGGAGCACGAUUUCGCGAACCCUAGCGCCGUCGUCUUCUUCAUCUUCACACUUCAACUCAGGAACUUUUGGGAAGACGCGGUCACUAACCUUUGCAUCAAAUUCGGUUGAAGUUGUUGAUACUGGUGCGGCAUUGCAUUGCUGGUCAUCUCCCUCCAAUAUCAUCUCUCUUUUUCUCUCCCUAUCCUCUUCUCACUCACCACCAUUGUUGUUGCAACUCACCUCUUCUACUACGAUUCUUAUUGGUCCUUCUGAUUGGGAGGAUUAUUCCAAAGGAAAAGAGGGAUCUACAAGAUACAGAAUUCAUAACCUGCCAGAGAAUCCAGGUACCCAUUUAUCAUCUAAUCAAAGAGAUUCUUUCUUUGACUUAUUUCAGAGAAAGGAAAAGGGUGCAGAUCCAUCAUUGACCGAGUUCUAUUUUCGCACACAUCGGAAAAAGGAUCAAAGUUGGGUUGGAGUUCAUGCUGAAUCUGCAUAUGAUAAAUUUGAACAGAAAAAGUUGGAGAUUUCUUCUCAGAAUCCAACUAUUCCAGGAGAGGACGAAGCUGAUAGUCAACCAACUAAUGAAAUGCCACCGGAUUUGGAUAUAUGGGUAGAGUCGGUUGGAAAGAAGAAAGGGAAUAGGGUAUUUGGUCUUGGAACCGCAUCUAAGACUUUGGUUUCUGUAUCAAAGAAACCCUCAAGUCUUUCAAGUGACUCUCAAGAGGUUGAUGUUUUGAGAAGUCAAGGCCAUGCCUUAAAUGCAUCGUUGCAAAGACAAGAACAAGAAAAGAUGGUGAUGAGGCAACAAUUGCAUCGACAAGAAGAAAAGAUGGCCGAAGCGAAUAAUAAAAUUUCAUUUUUAAUGAAUCAUUUAGGAUUUGUUGGGUCUUCUUCUCAUCCACCACAACCCACUAAUGAAAAUGAUCACACAAAUGAAGAUGUCGUCGAUGAAACAGAUGAAGAAGACCUUAGUAAUGAAUUUUGAUUUGUACUUUUUUUCAUUUUGACUUAGUUUUUGGAUUGUAUUAUCUUUUUAACUUGUCAAACAAAUGAUUAGUAAUAACUAUGUAAGUACUUCUUACCAAUUAUGUUAU